AGUCUCCCCGGGAGAGCAGCCCCCAGCAUGGCGAGUGUGGUCGUGAAGACCAUCUGGCAGUCCAAGGAGUUCCAUCAGGCUGGGGACACCCCUGCCAGGGUCGAGAGGAGGAUCCAGCUGGGCCCCGAGGCUCCUGGGGGCAUGACCGGCCCUGCCAAGGGGAUUACGAAGAAGAAGAAGGCUGUGUCAUUCCACGGGGAGACCAGUGAAGGCAGAAGAAAGCAGGAAGCGGGGACGGAAGAGGCAGACGAAAGCAGGCAGCAGGGGCUGAAGAGAGAGAAGAUAGCGGGCCUCGGGGAAGGCGAGAACGAAGAAAGUGGGCGCGUGGAGCCGCGGAUGCCACAUGAGCCCGUGCACUGGUGUCUCAACCUCAGACGGUCCUCGGGCUGCACCAACGUGUCCCUGCUGAACCUGGCCGCCGCAGUGGAGCCCUCGGACUCCUCGGGAACCGACUCCAUCACUGAAGACAGCGGCCGGCUGGCGCUGCCCGGGCCCCCCACCGCCCCUGUACCGCCCUGGGCUUCGGAAGACCCGGACAUCAAGGAACUUCUGAGUGGGGUGAACACUGGACUAGUCCAUGCCAAAGACUCUAUCAUCAGCUUGAAGGAAAAGACCAGCCGGGUAAACCAGCACGUGCAGACCCUGCAGAGCCUGCUUCCUGCUCAGUGCAACCAUAGCCCCAUUGGGGAGCUGAAACUCAGAAGGGAAAGUGCUCGCCAGGCCCAAACUCCUCCCCAUGGCCUGUCCCUGCUCCAGAGCGAGUGUUCCCUGCUGAGCGAGAAUCUAGAAAGAAGGCGGCAGGAGGCGGAGGAGCUGGAGGGGUACUGUAGCCAACUCAAGGGACCCCGCCCUGGUGUCCUGACCCAGGAGAACUGCAAGAAGGUGACCCGCUCCGUGGAAGAUGCUGAAAUCAAAACGAACGUCUUGAAGCAGAACUCGGCCCUGUUGGAGGAAAAGCUGCUGUACCUCCAGCAGCAACUGCAGGACGAGACGCCUCGGAGGCAGGAGGUCGAGAUGCAGGCGCUGGAGCUGAAGCUGGAGGCCGGCCUCUCCCCCUCGGGCCUUCAGAGGAAUCCUGAAGAGGCCUCGAGGCCACGCAGCACGGUUCCCAGCGCCUGCGGAUCCGGGACCCGGGCCGGGGAAGCAUCCCACGCAAGCGAGCUGGAGCUGCAGAAGAUCUCAGCCGGCAUGGAGGAGCUGAGGAGGGAGAUGUCCUCGCUGACCGCACGGUGGCAUCAGGAGGAGGGGGCGGUGCAGGAAGCCUUGCGGCUGCUCGGAGGCCUGGGCGGCAGGCUGGACGGCUUCCUGGGUCAGUGGGAGCGCGCACAGUGCGACCAGGCGCAGACAGCGCGGAGCCUGCAGGAGCUGCGCAAUCGCGCAGAUCAGCUGUGCACCUUGGUGGAGCGGUCUGCAGUGUCCCUGGCUUCCCUGAGGAGUGAACUGGAGGGCCUGGGCCCGGUCAAACCGAUUCUAGAAGAGCUGGCACGGCAGUUUCAAAACUCUCAAAGAGGCCCUGACCACUCCAUGAGCCUGGAUCGGUCCCCCCAAGGCUCCUGUGGGCGCUGUGCCAGCCAGGGGCAGCAGUUGUCCACAGAGUCCCUGCAGCAUCUGCUGGAGCGCGCGCUGACCCCUCUGGUGGAUGAGGUGAAGCAGAGAAGCCUGACCCCUCCUGCCUGUCCCAGCUGCCAGAGGCUACACAAGAAGAUUCUGCCCAGUCCAGCAAGCCCAGCGGUGCCUACACUCCUCUCCCCAGGAGCUGGAGCGCCAGGCCUUGGCCAAACACGUCCGGGCAGAGGCCCUGAGCUCCACCCUUCGGCUGGCCCAAGACGAGGCCCUGCGGGCCAAGAAUCUGCUGCUGACAGACAAGAUGAAGCCGGAGGAGAAGGUGGCCACCCUGGACUAUCUCCACCUGAAGAUGUGUUCCCUCCAUGACCAGCUCAGCAACCUGCCACUUGAGGGCUCCACAGGGACAAUGGGGGGAGGAAGUAGUGGAGGGACUCCCCCAAAAC
Molecule: messenger RNA, 2009 nt
Organism: Octodon degus (degu)
Lineage: Eukaryota; Metazoa; Chordata; Mammalia; Rodentia; Octodontidae
Gene: Tsks
Product: testis specific serine kinase substrate
Exons: 12
Coding region: 28-1932 (634 amino acids)
Cellular component (GO): centriole
Molecular function (GO): protein kinase binding
Source: RefSeq, a predicted model, not a curated record